AUGGAGGAUCACAAUUCAAAGCAGCCACUGCUUACACAGGCGGCCGGGCACGAAAAUGACGACUCUGUGCGAAGCGACUCUUUACAGAGAUUGUCGAACCCUUGCUGUUUAUCGUCCUUCGUGGCCGACGACGACGACAUUGGCCCCAUCAAGAACUUGACCAGUUUCAUGAUCAUGUUCAAGGCGGAGUCGGGUAAGCUAUGGUACUUGGCGGGCCCCGCCAUUUUCACCUCCCUUACCCAGUACAUGCUCGGCGCCUUCACCCAGACGUUGGCUGGCCACGUCAGCACGCUCGACCUGGCCGCCUUCUCUAUCGAGAACUCCGUCAUCGCUGGUCUAUCGUUAGCGUUUGUGGAUCAUCCUUCUCGUCACUGCUUUCCUUCUCACCUUCCUCUACAUUUUCGCGUCCCCAUUUUUAUUGCUUAUCGGGCAGACAGAGGCCAUAUCCCGAGUCGCGGGGAAGUUCGCUCUGUGGAUGAUCCCACAGCUUUUUGCGUACGUCGUCAACUUCCCGACAGCCAAGUUCUGCAGGCGCAGAGUAAGAUCAUGGCCAUGGCCUGGAUCUCGGCCGUGGCCCUGCUGUUGCACAUGGUGCUGAGCUGGCUGCUGAUGCUGAGGCUCGGGUGGGGGAUGGCUGCUGGGGCUGCUGUGCUCGAUAUUUCUUGGUGGUUUAUUGUGAUUGGACAACUGUGGUAUGUGGUGAGCGGGGCGUGUGGGAGGGCAUGGCCCGGGUUUACCUUUCACGCGUUUAGCAAUAUAUGGGGAUUUGUGAGGCUGUCGAUUGAGUCAGCCAUAAUGACGUGCUUGGAGAUAUGGUACUUCAUGGCGUUGAUCCUCUUUGCUGGAUAUUUGAAGGAUGCAGAAGUUGCCGUCGCCGCUUUAUCAAUAUGCGCAAACAUAUUGGGAUGGACGACAACAAUAUCAUUCGGAUUCAACGCAGCUAUAAGUGUGAGAGUGUCGAAUGAACUCGGAGCUUCUCGUCCAAGAACCGCAAGAUUUUCGAUAGUGGUGAUGGUCAUAUACUCUUUCUUGGUCGGUCUCUUUAUUUCAACUAUUCUCCUCAUAUUCAGAGCCCAAUAUCCGUCUCUGUUCAGCAACAGCGGUGAGGUCAAACAAGUCGUGUAUGAGCUCACGCCGUUGCUUGCAUUCUGCAUCGUCGUCAACAGCAUUCAGCCAGGCCUAUCGGGUGUGGCUAUUGGGGCUGGAUGGCAAGAAGGAGAGCCACCAGUUUUCCGACCACGAGAAGGUCGUGCGCGCCGACGAGGAGAGCACCAGAAACCCCGAUUUCAGGUGAGGAGAUUAGAGGGCACUCGAGAUGCACCAAGUUCCGGCGAGUACCAAGAGCACCAGGCCAUUCAAGGCGAGCAAACACACUCCGGCUACAACCCCUCAGCCGAGAUAGGCGUGCCUACUUCGUGUGCGACGGUGGCCAUGUUCCAGGACACGAGUUUUUCCGAGAUAGACCAUUCAAUAUUUUAA
Molecule: messenger RNA, 1479 nt
Organism: Striga hermonthica
Lineage: Eukaryota; Viridiplantae; Streptophyta; Magnoliopsida; Lamiales; Orobanchaceae
Source: the annotation of a GenBank genome assembly